This is a messenger RNA of Stomoxys calcitrans (stable fly), 665 nucleotides long. RefSeq lists its product as uncharacterized. The coding region runs from base 46 to 492 and encodes 148 amino acids. Gene Ontology annotation, biological process: sleep; positive regulation of voltage-gated potassium channel activity; regulation of synaptic transmission, cholinergic. The transcript has 3 exons. NCBI's taxonomy places the organism in Eukaryota, Metazoa, Arthropoda, Insecta, Diptera, Muscidae. The record is from RefSeq and is a predicted model, not a curated record.
UGCAGUUAAGUAAAGUCAUAGAAAAAAUACACACUGAAAGAAACAAUGGCCAACAUAAAAUUCUUAUUUGCUCUUAGCAUUAUGGCUACCUUGGCCAUCAAGGUUUUUGCCAUUCACUGCUAUCAGUGUGGGUCUUUGGGCAAGAAAAAAUGUGGUGAACCCUUCAAACCAGAGGAAAAUAUGAAAUUCGAUUGCGACAAAGAAGUAGCUCCAAAGUACAUAAAAGGAUUAGCUGUGGGCGUUAAUGCCACCGGUUGCAUGAUACAAAUCGUGGAAUCUCCUCUGGGUGGUGAUACGUAUAUCCUGCGUUCCUGUUACUUUGGCGAUACCGUUCACACAGACAAUGGAUGUGUUUUGGAUCCCCAAAACGUGGGACAGAAGCUGGGAUCAUGUUCUGUUUGUACCACAGAUGUCUGUAACUCAUCUUCGUCGAUAGCCAUCCAAGGCAUAUUAACCGUAUUACUAUUAAGCUUGACUUUUAUGUUUUCUUAAGAUAAAAUUGUUAAUUUAAGCAAUUUUUAGCUACUAAGUGUUACUGAACAAUGAUUUACUUACUCACGCAAUGCAUGUAUUUUUUUCACCAUCAAUUUGCCUAUGAAAUGGUUUGCUACAAACUAAAAAAAAGUGUCAGUAAUAAAAGAAAACCCCUAUAUAUCAAUAUUAAA